AUGGACGGCAUCGACACUGUUGGUUCUGAGGUUUUGGCGGUUGACCGUCGGUUCACCUGGGAGUUGCGUGUGGACCGGCUUCCAGUGCUUUACACGCACCAGAAGGCCACGCGGCGGCGGGUGCUCCGCGAGGGCUCCCUGCGCCUUGCGGCGGGUCUGGCGGUGCUCCUGGAUGCUGAGAACCGGGCCCUGGACGAGCAAACGGUUACCGUCGCCUUGCUGGACCAGCUGGAGCGCGGUGAGGAGAUAGUCGCCGGUUACAGCGCGGGCUCCUACUUCGCAGCUCCCACAAUGACCAGCAUGUGGCCCUUGGCCCAGAGCCAAAGCAAAACCUCCUAA
Molecule: messenger RNA, 339 nt
Organism: Symbiodinium natans
Lineage: Eukaryota; Dinophyceae; Suessiales; Symbiodiniaceae
Source: the annotation of a GenBank genome assembly